This is a messenger RNA of Girardinichthys multiradiatus, 1729 nucleotides long. Its product is annotated as protein max-like. Bases 156 to 701 code for a protein of 181 amino acids. Lineage: Eukaryota; Metazoa; Chordata; Actinopteri; Cyprinodontiformes; Goodeidae. Gene Ontology annotation, cellular component: RNA polymerase II transcription regulator complex. Gene Ontology annotation, biological process: positive regulation of transcription by RNA polymerase II. The record is from RefSeq and is a predicted model, not a curated record. Gene Ontology annotation, molecular function: DNA-binding transcription factor activity; protein dimerization activity. The transcript is spliced from 3 exons.
CUGCGCCGUGCUUGUUUUUCCCGUCCAUGUGUCCAUCGUCAUGCCUCUGCCGUAGCAGCAGCUCCGCGCUACGUUGUGUGUUCGCCUCCAGUUGUCGCUGCACUUUGUUUUGACAGCUGCCUGCUUUCUUUUCUAGAACAUUUUUUUACUGAAGAAUGAGCGAAAACGAUGACAUCGAAGUCGACAGCGAUGCAGACAAGCGAGCACAUCACAACGCGCUGGAGCGCAAACGGAGGGACCACAUCAAAGACAGUUUUCACGGUUUAAGAGACUCUGUGCCUUCAUUACAAGGAGAGAAGGUGAGAUGUAAAGGUGCUUCUCGGGCCCAGAUUUUGGACAAAGCCACAGAAUACAUCCAGUUGAUGAGGAGGAAAAAUCAUACCCACCAGCAAGACAUCGAUGAUUUAAAAAAGCAGAACGCACUGUUGGAGCAACAGGGUACGUUGAGGAAUCCUUCAACUGAUGAUGGCUUUUGUUCUCUACUGUACAUUAACGGUCUUGUGUCAAUCUGUUUAGUCCGUGCUCUGGAGAAGGCCAAAGGGAACUCACAGCCCCAAACAAACUACUCCUCUGACAGCAGCUUGUACACAAACCGCAAAGGGAGUGCGGUUUCGGCCUUCGACGGGGGAUCCGACUCCACCUCCGAAUCAGAGCCGGAUGAGCCGCCCAACAGGAAGAAGUUACGCGUGGAGACCAACUAGACUCCUGGCAGUCGGGAGGGACUGUGUAUCCACCAGCUCUUCUUACCUGUCCGCCUUCUUACACCAGUCAAGGAGAUGAGGUGGAAACUGUCUUAGAGGUGCUGUUACUGUGUGUCCAAAACGCUUCUACCUUGCUGUAUCCUUCGGCCAAGCUUCCCCCUCUUUGUUUUUGUUUCCCUGAAAUGACUUUAAUACCCCUAAAGUGUGGCAGCUCAGCAGUUUUGAAAGAACUCAUGAUCACACAUAGAAAAUGGCACAGCAUGAAGCUUCAGUAAAGCUGCAAAAAUAAACUUUACUUUUGGUUGUUUGGUACAGCCUAUGUAAUCUAUUGAAGCUGCAAAACUUUGUCAGCUUUGUUGAAAUUAUGAUCAGAGAUAGUUUAACUUUUUGAUAUUCAUAUUUUUUCAGAAAAGAAUGUGAAUUGUUGUCAGAUAAAGGUUUCACCUUAAAGAAGCAACACUCUUGAUUCAGUUUAGGUGGCUGAAAUUAUGUCUUGGAAAACAUUGUUUUAGUGACUCCCUCUUUUAAUGCACUAAAAUGUAUUUCAUACCCUUGUAAUGUAUAUUAAUAUGUCUGGUCUCAGUAAUGAUUGGCUUCAGAGUAGACCAACUUCCAGUUUUAGAACAUUUGAGUAUUUAUUUUCCUCUUUUUUUAUCUCAGUAAAUAUAUAUAUAUAAAUGUGGUUUAAAAAUAUCCCUUAAUUAAUAGUGAAUGUUACACAGCGCAGUUGAAGGGCAGUAACCUAUAUUUUUUUUAAUGGAAGUCCAUUUCAGUGUGUUGUAUGUAACACUGUAUAUUCUUUAAUGGUGUCAGUUCUGCACAGAGAAGCCUUCCCUUGAAAUAGUUGCCUGUGCUGGGAAUGUUGAUCUUUAGAAAAUCAGAAAAUAAUGUGUGUAUGUAAUCAAUAUUUGUUCCAUUCCAUGGAAAUUACAGGUAUGUUGUACAUACUGCCAACGGUUGUCUUGCAAGUUAAGGCAUACCUUUAUUAUGAGACUAUAAAUAAAACUAUUUUAUCCUUUUUGGAUGUA